AUGACCUUUCUGUCCAACAAACCACGUCUUACACAGAACGGAGGCCUAGUGCCUGCUUACGAUUCACAAUCCGAGCAACUAUUCACAGAACCACCCGUGGCAAUUGAGUCCUGCAUACACGACUUAAUCGAACAGCGCUGUCAAGAACAGCCAGAAGCACCUGCAGUGUGUGCAUGGGAUGGCGAGUUCACCUAUCGGCAACUCAGCAACUUAGCUCAUUCACUCGGCGCGUCGCUGUCGGCUCGGGGUGUCGGCCCAGAAGACUUUGUGCCUAUUUAUUUUGAGAAGUCCCGGUGGGCGAUCAUUGCGAUCCUGGGUGUCUUGUAUGCUGGAGGCGCCUUUGUACUACUCGAUCCAUCGCAACCAUUACAGCGGCUCAAGGAAAUCUGCCAAACAUUCAAGGCGCCGUUGGUGGUAGCCUCAUCCCAGAAUGCGUCCCAAGCUGGCCAGCUUGCGCCCGAUGUGGUGGUCGUGCACAAAGAAACAGGGCAGGGAAAUCAGGGUAUGGCUCCAGGGGCAGCUAGUCGUUCUAAGCCAAGCCAUGCCGCCUAUGCCAUGUUUACCCCCGGGAGUACAGGUACCCCUACAGGCGCUGUGAUCGAACAUCGAUCUAUCUCAUCUUCGAUCGUCGGUCACGGUAACCGAUUAAAUCUCACCCGGACAUCGCGAGCACUGCACUUUGCUUCUUACGCUUUUGAUGUCUGCCUCACUGAAACCCUCGCCGUGCUAGUCCACGGAGGGUGUGUAUGUAUUCCGUCUGAAGUGGAACGACGGGGUGACCUUGCCACUGUGAUACGACGUCUGCGAGUCAAUUGGGCUUUGCUCAUGCCAUCCAUGGCUCGCUCAUUGGAUCCCAAGACCCUGCCGACGCUCGAGACUUUGGUAUGUGCUGGGGAAGCCCUGACCGCACAAGAUAGAGAUCAUUGGGCUCCUCAUUUGAACUUAUUCAACGCCUAUGGACCCACUGAGUGCAGUAUCUUCGCCUGCGUCCAUGCCGUUCCCGAGGCAGCGGACUUGCCCAUCCGAGUAGGGCUUCCGGUUGGCGGAAGCUGCUGGAUUGUGGAUGAGAGGGACGUCCAGCGCCUUUGUGAGGUAGGCAAAGUAGGUGAGCUUUUGAUCGAAGGUCCGAUUGUUGGGCGGGGAUACAUAGGAUGCGGAGCCAACACAGCUGCCGGCUUCGUCGACCGCCCCGACUGGCUGCGAAAGAUAUGGCCAAGCGUGCAGGGCAAAGUUUAUAGGACUGGUGAGCUCGCGCGCUGUCAUGUAGAUGGCUCGAUCGAGCGUCUUGGUUGCAGGGAUAGCCAGCUAAAAAUCGCUGGACACCAAAUGGAAGCGGCCGAGAUUGAAUACCAUGUACGCUCACAUCCUUCGGUCAUUGAUGCCGCAGUGGAAGUAAUACAACCAAGGGAUGCGCUCGAAUCCCCCCUUUUGGUCGCAUUCGUGGUACGUCAGACCAGGACUCCCGGGGCUUCUCAAGCAACCACUUCCGAAAGUGAGCUGGUGGUCCCAGAUGGGGAUUUCCAGACACUAGUUCAGCAAGUAAAAUCCACGCUGCGACAUGUUCUCCCCGGCUACAUGGCUCCCACGGUUUUCCUGGAGAUAUCUUCCAUGCCAUUGAGUACCAAUGGCCAACUGGAUCGCCGAAGCCUACGUCAGCUUGGAAAUUACAAAACUCAACGCGACUUGCUCAAGCUAGGUCUGGAGACAACAGCGAAGACACCGCCGCGAAACCCUAAGGAAACAUUGAUGCAGCGACUGUUGGGAGAGGUACUACAAAUGCCUAUCGAGCGUAUUGGCAUCGAAGAUAACUUCUGGAACCUAGGUGGAGAUUCCCUACAGUUUAUGAAGCUAGCAGGGCUAGCGCGCAAGUGCGGAAUGAUCCUGGAAGACGAGGAUGCUUGGGGUGAUGGUACGCUAGAGGAAAUGGCAUCGAGUGCCAGCAUGGAUCAUCUUCCAUCAGAAGAAGUACCAGCCUUCUCGCUUUGUAAGAGUGAGAGUGAGAAAAUGGCGGUGGCGCACACCCUGGGCAAGUUUCAGGUAAAGCAGGACGAAAUUGAGGACAUCUACCCGUGUACUCCGCUACAGGAGGGCCUAUUCGCAGUAGCCCUGAAACAUUCAGGUGCGUACACCAUGUGUAUGGAAUUCGAGCUGCCCAUCAACAUCGAUAUCAACAAAUUCCGCCGCGCUUGGCAAGCAACAGUUGAAGCCAACCCAAUCCUGCGAACGCGCAUCGUGCCGGGGAAAGAAGCAGAACUUUGGCAGGCCGUAAUCCGGGAUGUCAUUCCAUGGGACACGAGGAUUCCGAGCGAGGAUGUCCCCAAAAUGUGGAAGGACUGGAAGACAGGACAGCGGUUGAUUAGAUUGGCGUUGAGUGAUCCGACAACCCCAAACACGCCUCGCCAUUUCACAUUGCUCAUGCACCAUGCAGUGUUUGAUGCCUGGGGGAUUCCAUUAUUGCUGCAACAAGUGGAAGCGGCCUACAGAGGGGAGAGCUUGUCCUCGAGGCCCUUUAGCCCUUUUAUCCGAUACUUGAAAUCCCAAAGCCAGAGCGAAAUUGACCGUUAUUGGACCGAGUCCCUAUCGGACCUGAACGCGGUCCCUUUCCCCAAACUACCGUCCCCAGAUCAUGUUGUGAAGCCUACAAAAACGAUUGCAUAUGUUAUUCCCAUUGCAGCGGCCUGGCAUACCGAGCAACAAAUAACUCUGCCGACUAUGCUCCUACUUGCGUGGGGCCUCCUAGUAUCUCACCACACAGAGAGUUGGGAUGUAGUUUUUGGGCUAACAGUUGCCGGCCAUGGUGCGCCGGUUGAGGGCAUUGAGUCCAUGAUCGGACCCACCUUCGCCAUCAUUUCCAUGCGACUGCUUCUCGAUCCCCAAGCGACUGUGAUCGAAACCUUGAAGAAUGUACAGGCGCACUCACGCCGGACCAUGUCUGUAGAGCAGGUCGGGCUUCAGCGCCUCAGCCUUCUGGGCGCCGAGUCCGCCGCUGCCACGCAGUUUCAGAGCCAACUAGUCAUCCAAGCCGAUGAUGGGGAGCACCGACACCCGGCCAUGUUUUCUAAACUUCGUGAUCUCACCGAGUUGACCGAGACCACUUCUUCUGGUAUUACCAUAGUCGCUAAGCCAUCCUCGACCUCGAUGGCGCUCGAAAUCGCCUAUGACCCGCUGAUGGUCACUGAUGUCCAUAUGAAGCGGCUAAUUCAUCAAUUGGAGCAUAUCUACCAGCAAAUUCAGCAGACACCUAACGCUCGGCUAGAAGAUAUCGAAAGCAUCGGCACAUGCGACAUGGCCGAGUUGCGGAAGUGGAAUGGCCAACCCCCAGCGCUGGUCGAACAGUGUGCGCACGAGCUGAUCUAUCAACGUACGCUGGCACAGCCUAAAGCGCCCGCCGUCUGCGCGUGGGAUGGCGAGUUCUCAUACCAGGAACUCGAAACACAUGCAGAAAAUCUAGCAAGACGCUUAGUAUCCAUGGGUGUUGGUCCUGAGACCUUCGUUCCCCUGUUUUUCGAGAAGUCACGGUGGACGACUGUCGCCAUACUGGCUGUUUUGAAAGCCGGCGGUGCUUUCGCCUUGCUCGACCCCUCGAAUCCCAUGGAUCGAUUGCAAAAAUUAUGUCACGAGAUGCGCGCUUCUAUCCUGCUCUGCUCGGAAGCCAAUGCCUGUUCUGCUAGUCAAUUAGGACCAUUACAAACUGUCAUCCUCGGGUCCCAUUAUAACGAGCUGGUGACCGCCGAAGGUCCCCUGAACACUAGUCCGGCCACUCCAAGCAAGCCAAAAGGGGCUGUGAUUACGCAUGGUGGCUGGUGCACAAUGGCGCAGGCAAUAUGCCCCAAGUCUUGUCUCAGCCCAGAGUCCCGAGUGCUGCAGUUUUCGGCCUAUGCGUGUGAUGCAAGUAUAUUUGACAACCUCGCGACACUAGUAGCUGGUGGCUGUAUAUGUGUUCCGUCUCAACAAGACUGUCUGUCGAAUCUUACGGGUGCUAUUGCAGACUUUAAGGCUAAUUGGGCUUUGAUGACGCCUACUGUCGCACGUACCUUGAACGCUCAGACAUCCCCCACGUUGAAACACCUUUUGCUGGGUGGAGAGCCCGUGACCCCAGCUGAUGCUGAGCAGUGGUCUCCAUACUUGCACCUCAUGAAUUGUUAUGGGCCGACUGAAUGUGCAAUACUGAUGGCCGUGCAGCAGGCGGUAGACCCGAAGCAGUCAACGAAUAUUGGCCUUGCUACUGGGGCGGUAGGAUGGGUUGUCAAGCCGUCGAAUGUCAAUCAGCUAUGCCCUAUCGGUGCCGUUGGAGAGCUGAUAGUUGAAGGCCCAACUGUUGCACGGGAGUAUCUAAACCAACCGAAAAAGACGGCUGAAGCAUUUCCAGACAGCGUCCCCUGGCUGCGCACAUUCCGGGCUAGUCCGUACAGAUUGUAUAGAACCGGAGAUCUCGUGCAUUAUAACGAUGAAGGGGAAUUUAUAUUCAUCGGCCGUAAAGACACGCAGGUCAAGCUGCGAGGUCAGCGAAUGGAGAUGGGAGAGGUGGAAUAUCACCUACACCGCUGCUUUCCUGGAGCUCAGAGAGUAGUUGCUGACAUCCUUCCUUCACAAAACGGGCGACCUGAUCUUCUGGCCGGGUUCGUUGUGCGCACGCCCUCAAUCGGAUCCAACUCCAGUUUGAUUGUGGAGAGUGACGCGAGCUUCUCCAAAGCAGCAGCUAUUGCCCUUGCUGGAAUGAAACAGCACCUCCCAUCAUACAUGGUCCCGGCGGUUCUGAUCCCCCUCAGCCGUCUGCCUGUUUCUGCAACGGGAAAACUGGAUCGGCGCGUCCUACAAGCACAUGCGGCACUAUUGACUUCCGAACAGCUGGAUGAGUUCAGAAUGUCAGAGAGAGCUCCGAUUCGAGGGCCAGAGACUCACACCCAGGCGGUACUGCGGCAACUUUACGGGGUCGUUCUUUCGAUUCCCGAGGACCGGAUCGGGAUUGAGGAUAACUUCUUCCGAAGGGGUGGUGAUUCCUUGUCGGCCAUGAAAUUGGUCACGCUCGCACGAAAGUCGGGGUACUCUUUGACCGUGGGAGACAUCUUCACCACACCGCGUAUAAUCGACCUUGCAGCGAUGAAAAACAUGGCCAAUGUCACGCACAGCGACGAUACAGUGCCACCACUCACUCUCAUUUCAGAUUUGCGGGUACAAGAGCAAGUUAUAUCAGCGCUGCAGACCGAGGCUGGAGUAGCCAGAGUUCAGAUUGAGGACCUGUACCCAUGCACCCCGUUGCAAGAAGGCCUUAUGGCGUUGACUCUGAAGACGCCCGGAAAAUAUGUUGCAACAUUCGUCUAUGACCUUGUAGAAAAUGUCGAUUUGGAUCGUUACCAAGCGGCGUGGAAUGCAACUUGUGUUGCAAAUCCUAUUCUCCGUACACGACUGAUACAGGGCCCGGGAGGCAGCUUCCAGGUCGUUAUGCGAGAGGCGCCAUACUGGGAGAAGUAUAGCACACAGCAGGAUUACCAAAGCCGCUCUGUGCCUGUAGCAAUGGGCCUCAAUGUACGCUUGCUUUGUCUUUCAUUGAUAGCUAGUCCUCCUCGUCUCGUCAUGACUAUCCACCAUGCCCUCUACGACGGCUGGUCCAUGUCUCUCAUUUGGGACCAGGUCGAGGCUGCCUACCGCGGACAAAGUCUUCAGCCUCGGCCAUUCUCACCGUUUAUUCGCUACCUCCACCAACAACAGGACGACUCCGCUUCGGCUUCCUUUUGGCGCUGCCAAUUUGAAGACCUCAAAGCAGCUGUAUUCCCAGCUCUUCCAUAUCCAACUUACGAACCGGUACCGAAUCAAGCCAUUCAUCGGCGACACUCCAUGAGAGCCGAUAUUCAGCUGGAUUUCACUCUUCCCACGGCCAUCAAACUGGCAUGGGCAAUCGUUAUGUCCUAUUAUACGGACUCAGUCGAUGUCGUGUUUGGAUUAACCCUCAAUGGGCGCACCGCAGCCGUGUCUGGCAUUGACCAGUUCACGGGGCCGACUGUCACAACCGUCCCAUUUCGCGUCAGAUUAGAGUUAGAUAAAUCUGUACAGUAUGAGGCGCGCCAGAUUCAACAGCAACUAGCAGUCAUGACGGCCUAUCAGCAGACUGGAUUGCGAAAGAUUGGGUCGUUUAGUAGUGAAGCAGCCAGGGCAUGCAAGUUUCAGAGUCAUGUGGGAAUUAAUUUUCUUCCAAAGUCUAGCCACGGCGCUCUGAUAGCCCAAGUUCAGAGCAAGCAUCUGGAUUUAGGGGAUGUUGCAAGCUACGGUUUUGUUCUUGCUUGUAAUAAAGUUGUGGAGGUGGAUGGCUAUCUGGAUAUCGUGGCCCAGUAUGACCCGAGCAUGUUGGAUGUGCACCAGGCCCAGAGGAUGGUCAGUCAAUUUGAGCACAUUCUUGACCAAGUCCUCUUUCACCCAGACAUGUCUCUACGGAGUCUCUCAGCAGUUAGCGAUCAUGAUUGGGAAAAAUUGACACGCUGGAAUGCUACACUACCAUCGCCAAUAGAGCGCUGCUUGCAUGACUCGGUCCUGGACCAUGUAAUGUCGCGUCCGUCUGCCUUAGCAGUGUGUGCCUGGGAUGGGGACUUGACUUUUGAAGAGCUAGCCUCCUCCUCACUUUUGCUGGCGCAAGCACUUGGGAACAGCGGUCUUCAGGCGGGAUCAGUUGUGCCUAUCAGUCUAAAGAGAUCAAAGUGGUCGGUCAUCAGCAUAAUGGCCGUUUUGCGUGCUGGAGCAACCGCUGUUUGCAUUGACCCCAAUCUUCCAACUGAGCGGCUGCAGAGUAUACUUGAUCAGACACAGCCUGGAACAGUCAUUUGCGCGAAAGAGACGAAGGGUCAAUUCGAAGGACAUUCUGCGGCCCCUAUACUGACUGUACCCUUCCAGAUGCAAGUGCAUGGACUUGGCUCGGCUUCUGUCGAGCAGCCCUCGGUGAGCCCCGUCUCCCCGGCCUUUAUUGUCUUUACCUCCGGCUCCACCGGGCGACCCAAGGGCAUAGUGAUGGAGCAUCGGAAUCUGUCGACGAGCAUUCGAUAUCACAGUGAUGCACUGAACAUAACCAAGAGUAGUCGGAUGCUUCACUUUGCGUCAUAUGCCUUCGAUGCUAGCAUUUAUGAGAUAUUCACGACCCUCGUCACCGGAGGAUGUGUCUGUAUACCGUCUGAGUCUGAGCGGAUGAACGCAAUUGAGCAAUUCAUUGCAGACAAGCAAGUCAACGCGGCCCUCUUGACCCCAUCGAUGCUGGCCAUACUGGAUCCUGAUCGGGUACCCAGUUUAGAGACUGUUAUAUCAGGAGGCGAAGCGCUGACACGGCACGUUGCCAGUCGGUGGUCACCCCAUGUAACACUUAUUAAUGCUUAUGGUCCGGCUGAGACCAUAAUCUGCGCAGCAGGGCCAGUAGUCGAGGGGUCCUGGACACCAGGCACCGUUGGCCCUGUUCUAGGCGGAGCAGCAUGGGUGACUGCUCCCUCUGAUCCCACACGAUUGGUUCCCCUUGGUGCAAUAGGCGAGCUCAUCAUCGAAGGGCCAAUUGUCACAAGAGGGUAUCUCAACAGCCCAGAGCUCACGCAAGCAGGAUAUAUUGACCCUCCGGAAUGGCUCACCCGUUGGCGAAAUGGCCGCCCCGGCCGCCUCUAUCGCUCGGGCGACCUUGUCGAGCUUACUACUGAAGGGACAAUUCGGUUUAUCGGUCGCAAAGACACACAGGUGAAGCUGCGCGGACAGCGUAUAGAGUUAGCCGAAGUCGAGUAUCAAGUGCGAAGCUGCACUGGAGGUUUAGACUCGAUUGUCGACAUUGCAACGAUAGACAGCUCACCGACCUUAUUCGCUUGUAUUAUUCUCCAGGACACGGCUGGUGGAAAAGCGGAAGGCGCGCCCUUUCUUCCUGCCACAAGCACCUUCCAAAAGUCCAUGCAGGUCGCCGAGCUCUCUCUUCACGAUGCCAUCCCCAGAUACAUGGUUCCUUCUAUAUUCCUUCCUAUUGCCAAGGUCCCUCGGACAACUGGAGGGAAGGUAGACCGCAGAGCUCUUCGCAUGUCUGUCGAAGCUCUUCUGCCCUCGGAAAUCCAGCGGUACAUGACCGCAGCACAACGCAGCCACCGACAGCCAUCGACAGCAAAUGAGAAAGCGAUUCAUGGUAUCUGGGUUCAUGCUUUGAACAAGGCUCCUGACAUGCUAGGCGUUGAUGACAGCUUCUUUCAUCUCGGCGGCGAUUCGAUCAGUGCUAUGCAAAUUGUCUCUCAAUUAAAAGGUAUCGGGAUCCGCACCACAGUCGACCACAUUUUCCAACAGAGCACAAUCGCCAAGUUGGCUACAACAGUCACAAGUAGUAUUUCUAGUUCGUCAGAUUCCUUGCAAGAUGGAGCCCAUGAUACACCGUUCCGCCUAUCGGCGAUUCAACAGCUCUUCCUGGACCGAGUUCCGGUGCACUACAACCAUUUCAAUCAGAGUUUCUUCUUCGAGCUUCGGCGGCCCGUCCAGGCUGCCAAGGUAGAGAAGGCAGUACAAUGGAUUGUACGUACUCAAUCUAUGCUGCGGGCGCGGUUCUCUCGUAAUGCGGAGGGGACAUGGUAUCAGACGAUCAGCAAGGAUAUAGACAAUUCUUACCGAUACGAACAACAUGAAAACAUGUCACAGAGGGACGCCGAAGCCCUUUAUAUGGAUCGUCAACAAGACUUGAACAUUGAAUAUGGGCCUUUGAUUGCUGUGGAUCUGAUGCGUAUCCACGGCGGCAAACAAUGGCUGUCCCUCAUAGUCCAUCACCUCGUUGUCGAUAUUGUAUCGUGGCAGACUAUCCUGGACCAACUAGAGCGGCUUUUAGAAUCGAAGCCUGUGAGCCCACCAAGCGCCAUGUCUUAUAUGACAUGGGCUCGUCUCCAGGAGGAGCACAUUGUCUCUGCCCCAGAGAUAAGAGACCAGGCUGCCCCGGCGGCAAUGAUGGAUUACUGGGGAUUGUCUGAAUCCAGCAAUAGUUAUGCCGACGUAGAUCAGUACCAAGUAACACUCAAUCGUCAACAGACUAGUCAGGUUCUGGGGCCUGCCAACAAAGCCUUUAACACCAGGCCAGUCGAGCUGCUGCAGGCGGCGCUGAUGCAUGCGUUCAUGAAGACAUUCCGCGAUAGACCAACUCCAGCCAUCUACAACGAAGGCCAUGGGCGCGAUCCAUGGGCGGACGAUAUUGACGUGAUCGGAACCGUUGGAUGGUUUACAAAUAUCUGGCCCUCUAAUGUGCCUCUGAGCCCCGACUGUGACCUGAUGGAGGCGGUACGUCGAACUAAGGAUGGGCGACGCGACGUCCAAGACGUUGGGCGGUUCUACUUGGCAGCACGCCAGGGUCGGAUGACGGCGAUGGAGAUCACCCUCAAUUACGCCGGCACUUCAGAGGCAGCAGAAUCACCUAACUCCCUUUUUAAGCGGGUACCCUUAUCGAUUCCGACUCUUGUCAAUCAGGGAUCGCAUGUGGGUCGCUUUGCCCUGAUUGAUAUCCUUGCCAAUGUGGCCGAAGGAAGACUGUCGAUUGACUUUCUAUACAAUCGGCAUAUCAAGCACGCAAAAGAGAUUGUCGGAUGGGCGGAAAGAUCCCGAGAGGCCCUGUCAACCCUGGCCCAGCGAUUCCCCACGAUUCCUCCUCGUCUGACCCGAUCCGAUGUGCCUCUACUGCGAUUGACUGAUGAGCAAUUCUUCAAAUUUGAGGCCCUGACAGACAGACUCAGUCUCGCCGGCAAGACCGUGGCGGAUGCGUAUCCCUGUGCGCCCAUCCAACUUGCAAUGUCGAUAAGUCAAGCGAAGGAUUCGAAAGGCUAUACAGCCCUGCUGGCAUGGACUGUGAAAGCCCGAGAUGAGUGUCCAGUCGACACUGGCCGACUCAUGCGGGCGUGGGAGCGGGUUGUGGAAAGACAUCCACUACUUCGUACCAUAUUCGUGGACAGUCCGCGAGGGGACGGCGGCAUUGACCAGGUUGUCCUAGAUGAAGUGCGACCGAAUAUGGUCAGCUUUGAUGCUACACAGACAGAGAGUUCUGUAGAAGGAUCAGGCCCUUGGGAGCGUUCGCCCCUACCGGCGUUGCAUCCAGCGCAUCGGUUAACGGUCUGUCGGGCUUCCACAGGCUCCGUAAGCUGCGCUCUAGAGAUCGAGCACGCCCUGCUGGAUGGAAUCUCCCGCCAGAUAAUCUACCGCGAUCUCCAACUAGCAUACGAUGGUAUUCUGCCUCAAGGACCAGACCACGUAUACCGAGAUUACAUUUCAUAUAUACAGAAACAGCCACCAGACCCCGUCCGCACCUACUGGGAUAAGUACACGAAGAACCUCGAAGCGUGUCUUUUCCCCAAGUUAGCAGUUCACGAGAGUGAAGGCAUGUCGACUGCAGGAAUAGGCCGAGUUGACCGCCUGUUGCAUGGGAUUCCUGCUAUGCGUGAGUUUUGCCGAACCAACGAACUCACAUUGGCUUCGGUCUUCGAAGUGGCCUGGGGGCUGGUCCUCCGUGCAUAUGCGCGCACUGACAACGUAUGCUACGGAUAUGUGGCGGCCGGCCGCGACAUGCCCAUCAGUGGCAUUGAGGAUGCAGUAGGGCCUUUUAUCAAUACGCUUAUCUGGCGGAUGGACUUCCGUAGAAAUGACGCCAGCACUCUUGAAAUGCUGCGCAAAACCCAAAGUGACUUCGCUCAAUCCCUGGACUUUCAAUAUUGGCCGCUGGCCGAAGUCAUGCGUCAGCAUCAGGGUCCCCUUUUCAACUCUAUUAUGUCCGUCCAAAGAGUCAUGUCACGACUUGCACUUCCACACUCUUCACUGACACUCGACGAACAAAAUGGGGAUGAUUCCACAGAGUACGAUUUAAUGGUCCGUAUCAAUAUUGCCCAGGAGGAAGUCGGGGUAAUCAUGGACUUUAGGCGUGAACUGCUCACCCAUGAUCAGGCCGCAUUUGUCCUUGAUGCUUUUGAGCAAGCGGUGCAGGGUAUCGUGGAUUUCAGCGACCAACCAGUUCGGUCAGUUCCUCUGCUAGGCGGAAGCUCUCUUCAGGCUAUACGAAGGUGGAACGAGCAGGUCCCGCAGGCUGUAGAGCGAUGCGUUGGCGAUAUGAUCCUCGACAACUGCCGCGCACGGCCCGACUCUCCAGCCGUCUGCGCAUGGGAUGGCAGUUUCACCUACACAGAACUAGAGGCUCAAUCAGCCUGGUUAAGCCGUCAACUCCAUGACUGUUGUGGUGUUGGCCCUGCGGUCUUCGUUCCAAUCUACGCCAUCAAGUCCCGCUGGGUCACCGUGGCAAUCACAGCCGUGAUUCGAGCCGGCGGCGCCUUCAUUCUCUUAGACCCAAGCCACCCACUGGCCCGGCUACGUGCCAUCUGUAUAAAGGCUCGGGCGACUGUGAUAUUAGCACCCCCUCAAGGUCAGGAAAUAGCGGCCCAUUUGGUAAGCCGGGUGGUAACCUUCGGUGAAGAAGUUGGGGGAGCGGAAGGCAGUAGGGGUGAUGUAUAUGGGGGGAAAGAGAUGGACUUGGAGCUGACCCCAGACAAUGCACUAUAUGGUAUUUUCACCUCCGGAUCAACGGGGCAGCCAAAAGGAGUGAUCAUCCAACAUCGUGCCUUUGCCACCUCUGCCGUCAGUCAGGCUGGAACGUUGCAGAUCGGCCCUCAGUCCCGCGUGUUGCAAUUUGCGUCAUUCGCCUUCGAUGGUUCAAUUGGUGAAAUGCUCACAACUUUGGUCCAGGGCGGAUGCAUAUGCAUUCCCUCAGAAGAACAGCGUCAACAGGCAUUGUCCCGAGCCACAUACGACUUGCGGGCAAAUUGGGCCUGCCUGACUCCGUCAGUGGCGCGUGCUUUGACACCGGCUGCAUUCCCAACGUUACACACCCUAGUUGUGGGGGGCGAAGCUGUAAGCAGCAAGGAGGUGCAGACAUGGUCCCCCAUGUUGAAUCUGAUUCUUGCAUACGGCCCUACGGAAUGUGCUGUGUGGUGUUCUGGCACAGUGGACACACUGCACCCUGGUUCCGAGCCACGCAAUCUGGGACGACCGUUUGGUUGUCGCAUGUGGAUCAUCGAUCCUGGUAAUCCGGACCUUCUUGCUCCUAUCGGUGCCGUGGGCGAGCUGGUGGUUGAAGGCCCCAACAUCGCCCGAGGCUACCUGGACGAUCCUAGCACCACUCAGGCGGCGUUCCUGAAUGGUCUCCGACCCUGGCUCGACGGAAAAUCCAGUCGGAUAUAUAGAACUGGAGAUGCGGCUCGAUAUAGGGCGGAUGGUACGCUGCAAUACGUUGCCCGCAAGGAUCGUCAGGUUAAGCUACGUGGGCAGCGGUUUGAGUUGGCCGAGGUGGAACAUCAUCUUCGCCAAGUAUUUGGUCAAGCAAAGGACAUCGUUGCAGAGGUAGCUACCACAAGCAAUGAUACCAAACUCUUAGUGGCAUUGAUUCAUCUACCAGACAUCUCUACCUCAGCUGAUAAUCACGAGAACUCGCUAAUUGCAUCGGCCACUGAUCCCUUCCGCUUAAGUGUCCAAGCUUCCAAGGCGCAGCUUCAUAUGCGCAUGCCUGGAUAUAUGGUGCCAAGCUUAUAUUUGCCAUUGCAGCGAGUACCUCUGACCACCAGUGGCAAGCUGGACCGUCAGCAACUUCAUGAUGCUGUCGGCGCAAUGUCCCUCGUGGACUUGGAGGCCUACUCUGCUCCGGUAGCUGCGCGCAUCAUGCCGUCCACACCGGAGGAACAACACCUCCAGCAGAUCUGGGCUGAUGUACUGGGCCGCCCCAGGAGCACGAUUGGAGUAGAGGACAACUUCUUCCGCUUGGGAGGAGACUCGCUCCGCGCCAUGAGUCUGAUCUCCGCGGCUCGGCAGAGGGGUUUCAGUAUCACCAUAGCCAAUGUAUUUCACAGCCCCAGGCUUCGCGACUUGGCACGGGCCAUGAGUUCAAACCCUGAUGAAGCAGUGGCAUCGUCGGAGCUGGCACCGUUUGCGUUGGUUGGAGAUCUGGGCGACCUUAUAAGCAUUGCAGCGAAGCGCUGUGGUGUAUCUUCUCGUCAAAUCGAGGAUAUAUACCCCUCCACACCUCUGCAAGAAGGCCUCAUUGCGUUGUCCACUAAGAAGUCCACCAACCGCUACAAAGUGACUUUUCGGUACCAGCUAGAUGACCAGGUUGACCUCGGCAAGCUCCAAAGGUCCUGGCUUGCCAUUGCUGCGGUCAAUCCCAUCCUUCGGACGCGCAUGAUACAAUCAGAUCGUCACCCUGGAACGUGCCAGGUGGUCCUUCGCGGGUCGCCUCGUUUCCACACGUUCAACAGUCAGGCGGCGUACGAUGAACAUAUUCAAUCUACUCCAAUGGGGCUUGGAGAUGCUUUAGUCGACCUCUCCUUCAUCUGGCCUUGCGAAUCUGCUGCCGUGCACUUUUGUCUGACCAUGCAUCAUGCCAUGUAUGACGGGUGGUCCCUCCCAUCCCUGUGGAAGCAAGUCGAGACGUACUACCAAAGUCCUAAGAGCAUGCCGUCGCCCCCUCCGUUCAAUCAAUUCAUUGAUUAUGUCCAGCGUCAAUCCAACAGGGCAGCCAAAUAUUGGCGCAAUGAAUUUUCCGGCCUGUCCGCCCCGGUCUGGCCUCCACUGCCCUCAACACGCCACACGCCCGUGGCAGAUGCCUCCUUCCAUCACACUAUCACCGGCUUUUGCGGCAGUGGCUCAGAAUAUACCACUACAACGUUCAUCCACUUGGCCUGGGCCUUGGUCAUGUCCUACCAGACCGACUCUAAUGACCUGGUUUUUGGGGUCACUCAGAACGGGCGUAGUGCACCGGUGAUGGGCAUUGAGGAUAUGACUGGGCCCACCUUCACCAGCUUCCCGCUGCGUAUUCGAUUAGAUCUUGACUGUGACACGGUGGAGUCCGCUUUGCUUGCCAUCCAAGGACAAGCGGCAGAUAGAAUUCCAUUUCAGCAGUUCGGGCUACAGAAUAUUCGAAACAUAAGUCCCGAGGCCACGCGCGCGUGCCAAUUUCAAUCCCACUUGACUAUCCAGGCUCCUUCUCCGGGGAAGACCGCCUCUUCUAGUCUCUUCGGAGAAUUGUGUCCUGGCUCUGCGGACUAUGGCGCCUUUGCCGAGUAUGCCUUUGUGGUUGUCUGCCAUUUGACUGACGUCGAUGCAUCUUCCAUACAAAUGACCGUGAACUAUGAUCCGCAAGUUGUGCAGUCUACGAUGGUGAGGAGGACCAUAGGGCAAUUCUCCCACCUACUUCAACAGCUGCCCAAGAGCUUGCAAGCCCCGCUGAACCAGCUUGACAUUCUCAGUCCCGACGACAAGCAGGAACUAUCAAUCUGGAAUCGCGAACUCCCAUCAUCUUUUGAUGUUUGUCUGCACGAUCUCGUGCUUGCCCACGCCAGUGCUACCCCAAAUUCAGCGGCCAUCUGUGCAUGGGAUGGCACUCUCACGUAUGCAGAGCUGCUCGCUCACUCGGACCAGCUAGCUACUCAGUUGUGCCUUCUUGGUGUGCAUCGGGGCGCUUUGGUGCCGCUCUGCUUGGAGAAGUCCAAAUGGGCUGUGGUCACCAUGUUAGCUGUUCUGCGAGCUGGCGGCACGUGCGUGCCCUUAGAUCCAGGUCAUCCCCCAAGUCAUAUCCAGACCAUUGUUCGCUGGACAAAGGCUAAAUUGGUUUUGACAUCUUCCCAAACCCGCUAUCUUAUCCAUGCAGACUGUGGUGCCGAGGUGAUAACUCUAUCCUUACAGGGGCUGGCAGCACACGCGACCACCAAAACUUGGGCAGAGCCCUCCUCCCACGAUGCUGCAUUUGUCAUGUUCACGUCUGGCAGUACGGGUGAGCCCAAAGGAACCAUCAUGGAGCAUGUGAAUCUCUGUACAAGCAUCCGAGAUCAUAGCCUGCCGUUGGGCAUCAGCUCAUCGACCCGCGCUAUACAUUUUGCCUCGUACGCCUUUGAUGCUAGUAUCUACGAAGUGUUCUCUGUGUUAGCCAACGGGGGCUGUGUCUGCAUUCCUUCCGAAUCAGACCGUGUCGGCAAUUUGGCUGGGUUUAUGUGCGAGGCGCAUGUUAAUCAUGCCACCUUCACGCCAUCAAUCAUCAAUCGACUGCUCCAGCCUGAGCAAGUUCCAGAGCUUGAAACAAUUAUCUUGGCGGGAGAGGUAGUGACUCAAGAUAUCGUCGACGUCUGGUCGCCACAUUGCAGAUUGAUCACUGGUUACGGACCUGCAGAGGCAACUGUCUGUGCUGCCGCUGGCACUAUCGAUGCCAGCUCUUGGGCCGCUGGCAUGAUAGGGCCCGUGACCGGAGGUGUUGGAUGGGUUACUGUACCAUCGGACGUGUCUCGUCUUGCACCCAUAGGUGCUGUGGGAGAGUUGGUGAUUGAAGGGCCGAUUGUCACUCGUGGCUAUCUGCAUGACACAGCACGAACGGCUGCGGCAUAUAUAAGUCCGCCGCAUUGGUUGAUUAGAUUUCGGGGGAAAGAACAGCCAGGUCGGCUCUAUCGCUCCGGCGAUUUAGUACAGUAUACCGAUAACGGAUGGAUACGAUUCGUGGGUCGAAAAGACACACAAAUCAAAUUGCGCGGUCAGCGCAUUGAGCUAUCGCUCGUCGAACAUCACGUACGACAGUGCUUCAGAGAGGCAGCGGAUAUCAUCACCGACAUCGUUCUACGUGAGGGGAUUCCUACAAUGAUCGCGUUCAUUGCCCAGAUACCGUCUGAUCGUGGUGAGUAUGCUGAUAAUCCUGGCGACGCUUGUAACGCUUGCAGCUUGUUUCUGAAGACCUGCACAUCGUUUCGAGCGCACGUCCAGGCAGCGACCGCACAACUGAAAUCUCUAUUGCCCGCGUAUAUGGUUCCUACCCUAUUCUUACGUCUCGCGUACGUGCCACGAACAAGAAGCGAUAAGUUGGACCGACAACAUCUUCGUGACCAAGCCUCCCGCCUUUCUAACGAUCAGAUCCAAGCCUUGUCGGCGAGUUCGGAAGGUUUCCUAUCAAGCACCUUGCAUCCUCCACGGUCAGCGCGGGAGCGCGUAUUCCAGCAGCUCUGGGCCACAGUUCUGAACAUCUCUGUGGAUAGGAUUGGAACCCAAGACGACUUUUUCGAACUGGGCGGUGACUCCAUCCAAGCCAUGAGAAUUAUUAGCUUGUUAAGGAGAGAAGGGCUGACACUGGGUGUGUCCGAUAUCUUUGCGUGGCCAGUGCUAGAAGCUCAGGCCCACGGUGCGCAGGAAUAUGCAAAUCUAACGGAGAUGGAGCCGUACUAUCCCGGGUCGCUUCUCAAUAUCAAGCCUGAAGAUCUUGGAGCCUUUGCUGUCCGCGAACUAGCUCCAGCCUGUCCAGGUUUAGAGGUCGAGGAUAUAGAAGACAUUCUUCCUACCACAGAGUUUCAACGUCAUUUCCUGAAACAAUCCGAGAUUCGGUGGUUUCAGCUUCUUCUGCCGAUGGAGAUCGACUCUGCACGCCUAGAGAAGGCGUGCCAUGUUUUGGUAGAUCGGCACCCCUUGUUUCGCUCUGUAUUUCUGCCAUAUCGCGGCGGAUACUUGCAGGUUCUCUUUCGGCGUCUCCAGUUUCAACUCAUACAGAUCCGGUGUGAUGAGGAGCUUGACGCAUAUGUUGAUCGCAUUUGCUUGAGUAACUCCUCAGCCGGAGUUUCGGGAGGGACACCCUACUUCCAGGCUUUGCUCAUAACGAAAGCUCCGUCGAAUUCAGUCCUACUCAUACGCUGCAGCCAUGCCCAACACGACGGAGAAAAUCAGACUCUGAUAAUCCAGGACCUUAUUUCGGCAUAUGAGAGAGGAGGACUCGACGAGGCCCCUCCUCCCUCAUUUGCGCUGUACUUGCGGCACCGCCAAAAGCAGGCGAAUCCGCACACAUACGAGUUCUGGAAGCAGUAUCUGCAGAACAGUACAAUGACUGCCCUCAGUCUCACAGGAUCAGACAGCAAUCUGCCCCUCGAGGUCAACAGAACCAUUCCUCUUCCCACACCACCCCGUGGAAUCACCAUAUCAUCCCUCGUGAAGGCCGCCUGGGCCGUAGUUCUAGCUCAAGUCACCAGACAGCGGGAUGUUGUAUUCGGCCACGUCCUAAGCGGGCGCGACACGCCCAUUGAGGGCAUCCAUGCUAUUUCUGGGCCUUGCACGACUAUCUCCCCACUUCGAAUCAUCAUUCGCCUGCCUUCCGAAAACGCGGUCCUCGAUCUUUUGCAUCACGUGCAAGAUCAAUACACACGAGCCUUGCCAUAUGCUGGAGUAGACUUUGAGGCAAUUCGCGAGCACUCGACGUCGUGGCCUGCGAAUGCAUCCUUCUGCAGUGUUCAAGCGCAUCAGAACGGCGCCGCCAUGCGCGCAAGUUUCAAAUUCCACGGUCAUGACUGUGCUUUGGGAUAUCGUAUAAUAGGCGGCAUGCCAUUGUUAUCGGUGUCGACGUUCCCUCUGCAGGAUCAGGGGCAAUUGAAGGUCAGCAUUAUUAUCUCCAGUCGACUGGGAAGUUUGGAAGACAUUGAGGAUUUGUUGGGUCGAUACUGCUCGGCUAUAGCGGAUCUGGACCGUGGAGUGAUUCCUCUUUGAUCAAUUUUUUUUUCUUUCCCUUCUUAUGUUGAGGCAGAUCAAUGAGGAUGUCAGGUAGAGCGUUGUUAGACCUAGUUCAUGGAGUAAGUGGAUAAGAAUAUAGUAUAAUGAUACAAGGAUUGAGUUCCCUUUCUUAGUCUGAAAAUCUUGUACAUCUACCGCCAUAUUGAGAAGCAAAUAUAACUCCAAAUGUCUUCCAAUAUUCAAAACGCCAUGUUAAAACAACUUGAUAUGAAAGACUUUCCAUC
Molecule: messenger RNA, 17753 nt
Organism: Aspergillus piperis CBS 112811
Lineage: Eukaryota; Fungi; Ascomycota; Eurotiomycetes; Eurotiales; Aspergillaceae
Product: nonribosomal peptide synthetase
Exons: 3
Coding region: 1-17505 (5834 amino acids)
Biological process (GO): amino acid activation for nonribosomal peptide biosynthetic process; secondary metabolite biosynthetic process
Cellular component (GO): cytoplasm
Molecular function (GO): phosphopantetheine binding; catalytic activity
Source: RefSeq, a predicted model, not a curated record